UCCCUCCACACCUUCCUCCGGCCGCCACAGAGUCUGUUACAGAUAAAAACCCUCCAAAGCAUGGACCCUGAGUACUUCACCUCUUAUGACAUGUGUUGGGGAACCCUGGGCACCGUCCGGCCCUUCCCCGGCUUCCACGCCGACCGGGACGCGCUGGAGAUCCAGGCGGCGCUGGAGAGCAAAAACGCAGGGACUCUGGUGAGGAUCCUGACCAACCGGAGCAACGCCCAGCGGCAGGAGGUCGCUCAGGCCUACGAAGGACAAACCCGCAAGGAUCUUGCAGCUGCUCUGAAGAAGGCUUUAUCUGGAGACGUGGAGGUCCUGCUGCUGGAGCUGCUGAUGCCUCCGGUCCAGUACGAGGCGUACCGGCUGCAGCAGGCCAUGGCUGGUUUAGGGACGGACGAGGAAACCCUGAUGGAGGUUCUGUGCACCAGGUCUGGACCUCGGCUUCAAGAAAUCCGAGCCGUGUACAAACAGAUGUACAAGAAGGAGCUGGAGAAGGAGCUGAAGGGAGAAACCAGCGGAGACUUCGCUAAGCUGGUUCUGGCUCUGUUAAACAAGAGUGAAGCUGCUGGCAGCGUUCAGAGAGAUGUGGAGACUCUGUCUGCGUCUCUAAACGGGAAAAAAGCCGAAGCAGCACCGUGGAUCGAAGUCCUGACCUCCAGAGACUCAGACCACCUCAACAAAGUGCUGACGGGUCUGGAGCUGACCAGCGGACAGACGGUGAACCUGACGGUGGAGAAACGUUUCUCUGGAGACUUCCGGCUGGGUCUGAGCGUUUUAGUUCAGUGCAUCCAGAACGCUGACGUCUACCUCGCCAGGAGGCUGGCCACCAUGAAGUCGUCCUUGGUCCACGGCAUCAUGGUUUCUCACUGCGAGGAGGAUCUGCUGUGCAUCCGAGCCGCCUUCGUUAAGCUCACAGGAGCUUCUCUGUACUCCAGCCUGCAGGUCGGUGUCGCAUGUAGCGCUGCAUCAGAUGCUGCUUUACAUAUCGCACACAGGCAUCGUGGGACUGACGUUUUCUUCUCUUCCAACAGAAACAGUUCAAAGGAGAUCAUCUGCAGGCUCUGCUGGCCAUCUGUCGGUCCGAAGACUGAAGUCCUGCUCGUUUGUGUCUAAACAGUCUGUCUGAAUGCAAAAAUAAACCUCCUGACAACCUG
This is a messenger RNA of Stegastes partitus (bicolor damselfish), 1160 nucleotides long. RefSeq names its product annexin A14 (gene anxa14). The record is from RefSeq and is a predicted model, not a curated record. Lineage: Eukaryota; Metazoa; Chordata; Actinopteri; Pomacentridae. The transcript is spliced from 12 exons. Gene Ontology annotation, molecular function: phosphatidylserine binding; calcium ion binding; calcium-dependent phospholipid binding. The coding region runs from base 61 to 1119 and encodes 352 amino acids. Gene Ontology annotation, cellular component: cytoplasm; nucleus; vesicle membrane.